AUGGAGGCCGAAGAGCUGAUGGUGCUGUUCGGGGAUGACUCGGUGGAGGUGCACUACGCGGGGGGGUCCCGCCUGCUGCUGUCUCCGUGCGGCUGCGAAUACCUAUACGAAGCAGCGGUGCUCCCCGCCGCCCACCCGCUCCAGCCGGCGGAGACCACCCGCCAGCGGGUCGCCUUCGUCGUCAGUGCCUACAGGGAACAACUUCUACGAGCUCUAGAUUUCCGGAACAAGUUUUCUUCUCGCCCGUACUUACCUUCCCGCGUUAUACCUCCAGAGAGAAAAAAGAUUCUUCUCAAUGAUAUCUUAGAAAUUAGAUGGCCUGACCCUGCAACAGCUGAUCUGACAAGAUGUAUGGACAAUGGCAGUGUGAAGAUCUCAUCUGUAGAUGGCUAUGCUCACCUUUACUUGUCAGAAUUACAGCAAGAAUUUACAGUGGAGUUCUUAUGCAAAGUCAGCCAGUCAUCUGCAGCAUCGUUAUGCUCCUCUCAAAAGUACAGCUACUAUCAAACUGGAGUUCAGCGUGAAAAACCAAGUAAUGACUCUGUCACAGAAAUGUCAUUGAAACAAACAAAAAUAGAGAAUAAGAAGAAUAAACAUGGUUGUGCUGAAGGUAAAUUCAGGGAACCAACCAAACCAAAGGAUCGAGGAGACACCAGUUGUUCUUCUGAAUACACAUGGGUUACACAGUGUUGGUCUGUUUCCUCCUGUCCAGAAGAAUGGAAAUAUCCUUUGUCUUUGGCACUGAUGUGCUGUAGCUUACAUACGGUUAAGAACGUAAUGAAGCCAUGUGGGGAAACUAACCAUACAUCUAUCAAGGCUGGUUUAACAGACCCUGAAACACAUGAAACAGUUUCUUGUUUACCUACAGCUUUGCCACUUAGCUGCAGAGCUCCACAUUUACACAGGUGGACUUUCUGUGACUUCUUUCAGAAUGAAGAUACUGAAAACUAUUCAUGCCCUCAGCUAAUUCAAGUUGUAUGGUGCCAGGGUGUUUUUUACAGAUUUAUCCAUGGUAGGACAAACAUCACAGAAGUUUAUCCUGGUGAUGACUCAUUUUUCAAGUCAGAGGGAGCGUUUUUAGGAAAAUAUUUCAUACGUUAUGCAGUCCAAAAAGGAACAAAAAAGGUGGAAGAAAAAGUGUAUUCAGUGAACAGUCUUCCUCCUGAUGUACCAGGAAAUCCAUAUUCUAUAUCCUCCAUUAUUACUCAGGCAACCAAAAUACUUCAUUAUUGCUGCAAGACAAAACUGUUAUUAAGUCAUAACUAUUAUCUCUGCUGCUGGAAAGUGGUACCCGAGACAGAUGGACGAGAAAUGUUGCCAGUUUUGCUGUAUGAAAAGAUUAUUCCCAGCAUGGGAAGACUCUUUGUGUACUCAGAUCAUAAAGUCCAUGCUGCUUUUUGGGAUGGGUUGACCCUGAAUGUGGUUUGGGAUUUCAGCUCCUCCUCUAAUGAGAUUCAGGUAAAUGAAGAUGUAGGCUGGUGUAAGUUAACUACUCCUGAUGGGGUACAGCAGCUAAUACAAAUAAGUCAUCCUGGAGUCUAUGAAAGGUACAUCAGAACAGCAAUAGAAUGGUGCAGAAGUUUGAAUGAAAGGAAAGAGAUUGCUGAAGAUACUGCACACUCUGUAACUGAAGAAAACUGGUCUGCUGAUGCUGAGCUCGAAAAAAUACAGAGAUUUAAUUUUUUUUUAGACAGUAGCAAUGCUCCGGAAGGGACGUCUGGUAUCGCUGUCAGAAAAAAUGAAAGCAGAAGUGAAUUGGAAGAACUCAGUGUCGGGUGCGUCUUGGAAGCUUUGGAGAAAACUUCUAAAGUCAUUCAGGAUAUUGAAUCUCUGCUCGCUGCUUCUGGGAAGUGAAGCCUCACAGCAGAUGAAGACCUGUGUUCCGUGUCCUCAUAGGAGCUGUCCUGGCUGUGUCUGAGGGAGCUCUGAGGGGCAGCAGGAACGAAGGCUGCUGAAGGCACAGGGACAAGUUGCCAUUGUGACACCCGUGAAAUCUGUGAGCUGCCACUGUCAUGUCAGUAACAGUGCCAGGGGUAUGUUUGGUAUAGGCAAAGAGAACAGGUGAAAUAGAGCACAGCUGUGUAAAUACAUCGGGGCUGACCUGACCGUGCUGCUCUUAAAUGUAUGAAGUUGUGUUUGAGUCGAUUGAUUUCAUAGAACAACUUAGUGAACUGCUGAAGUGACUAGAGUAGGGAUAGGCAGAUUUAACUGUAAAAAUGUGCUUUUAUUCAGAAGCUUACACCAAGAAGUCCAAUAAAACGUUUCCCAAAUUCUUUAUAUUCUCCUCUUUUUUUUUUUUUUCCUUUUUUUUUAGUAAAUAAAUAGUUUAUUUCAGGGCAGAAGACUGUUUUCUCCCAGCGCUGUAACCAGCCGUAGCACGAACAC
This is a messenger RNA of Empidonax traillii (willow flycatcher), 2385 nucleotides long. RefSeq names its product chromosome unknown C5orf34 homolog (gene CUNH5orf34). NCBI's taxonomy places the organism in Eukaryota, Metazoa, Chordata, Aves, Passeriformes, Tyrannidae. The record is from RefSeq and is a predicted model, not a curated record. Bases 1 to 1854 code for a protein of 617 amino acids. The transcript is spliced from 12 exons.